This is a messenger RNA of Nematostella vectensis (starlet sea anemone), 2477 nucleotides long. RefSeq names its product vacuolar protein sorting-associated protein 33B. NCBI's taxonomy places the organism in Eukaryota, Metazoa, Cnidaria, Anthozoa, Actiniaria, Edwardsiidae. Gene Ontology annotation, biological process: vesicle-mediated transport; intracellular protein transport. The transcript is spliced from 22 exons. Gene Ontology annotation, cellular component: CORVET complex; lysosome. The coding region runs from base 42 to 1799 and encodes 585 amino acids. The record is from RefSeq and is a predicted model, not a curated record.
GCUGCCUGUGGUCUUGUCUAGGAGUGGUCUCUCAGGCCAAGAUGGCGGCCAGUGGAGGUCCGGAUUUCGGCUUUGUAAAAAACAUUGUUAAAGACAAGUUAAUUGAUAUUCUUGAAUCGGUUCCUGGUAAAAAAGAUCUUGUAAUUGAUCCAAAAUUGAUGAAACCACUAGACCACAUCGCUGGAGCAGCUUUUCUUAAGGAACAUGGUGUUGAUAAAAUAUUCAAGUUGGAUUAUGAAAAAAUCACUUUGGGGUGUGAUAAGCGCAUCUACUUGCUCAGACCUAGAAUGGUACUUACUAAAUAUGUAGCAGAUCAUAUCAACCAUGAUAAAAGGAGCCAUACAUCACGCCAGUAUAAGAUUGUAUUCGCUCCAAGAAAGAUGGUUGUUUGUGAAAUGGUUCUCGAACAAGAAGGAGUUUAUGGAGAUUGUAUACUUGAUGAGUUUGAAUUUGAGAUCAUACCUAUUGAUAAAGAUCUUCUGUCGAUGGAGUUACCUGAGUUCUUCAAUGACUUUUUCUUGGAUGGUGACCAAGGCUGGAUAUACACUAUUGCCCAUGCAUUGAUGACCCUGCAGAAGAUGUAUGGUACAAUUCCCCAAGUUUACGGCUUGGGUCGCAGUGCAAAGAUGGUUAUUGAUACUUUGAAAGACCUUCUUGAUGAAGAAGGGGAGUACAAGCCAGUCGAUGGACCAGAGAUUGACUCACUUAUCCUCAUAGACAGAGAUGUUGACUAUGUUACGCCGCUGUGUUCACAAGUGACAUAUCAUGGUUUGUUGGAUGAUACGUUCAGCACAAGAAGUGGGUUUAUAGAGUUCGGCCCAGAAGUAACCGGUAAAGAACAACCAUUGAAAAUGCUUUUGGGUUCACAGGAUGAAGUGUUUUGUGAUAUCCGCGACCGGCACUUCUCCAAUGUGUUCACAUAUCUAAGACAAAAGGCCAUAUCAUUACAGUCAGGAUAUGAUAAAAGACAUAACCUGUCGUCUGUUUCGGAUAUGAAGAAUUUUGUCUCAACAGAGCUGAGUGCUCUACGGCAACAACACAAGUCGCUGGCAUUACGGUUUAAAAUGUCACCAGAUAUUGGUGCUUGCGAAGUGGUUCUCAAGAAAAAAGCUCACGAAGACUUUGAAAAGCAGUUGCACACUGAACAUGAGCUCCUUGAGUUGGUAGACAACAAAGAGACUAUUGAUUACCUUGAGCAGUACCUCAUGAGACAGUUUCCUAGCGUCAAUGGUUUGCGGCUGCUUUGUUUGCUCUCGCUGACACAUGGAGGAAUUGAUCCCAAGUUGUACAAGACCUUGAAGACCCAUUAUUUACAUAGUUAUGGCUUUGAGCACAUGGUCACUUUUGGGAACCUCAGACAGCUUGGAUUAUUCACAGAAACUGAUAAGAAAAACACUUUCAAGGUUGUUUCUAAGAAGAUGAAUUUGGUACCCAGGUCAGGUGAAACGAUCAACCUUAAGGAGCCCACAAACAUGGCGUACGUUUUCAGCGGCGCCUACACACCGCUGACUUGCAAGCUCGUGGAACAAAUCCAGGUCAGCGGCCUGUCCGCGAUUGAUGACGUCACGCGAGUCAUGGGGGUAGAGGUCUCGUCAAUGAGAAGAGCAGCGUCGGCCAGAGCCAAUCACCAGCAAGCGCCUCCAAAGACCACCAUGGUGAUGUUUCUUGGUGGAUGCACGUACACCGAGAUCACCGCGCUAAGGUUCUUGGGUAAACAGAGAGGUUGUCAAUUCAUCGUCGGCACCACAGCAAUUACGAAUUCGACCCGUCUAUUGAACUCACUGAUUCAAGCCAGGUAGCAUUGAGGUCUAGAAAGGUCUCCCUUAUUCACAGGGGAGGUGUCCAGUGUAUUGUGGGAUGGAUUAAUGAUCCGCGUAGUUGCUCAUGGGAUUGACGCUACAAACAGUGACACCAUUGUUCGGUGGGUUUGGGUGUUCUUAGGUAGUUUGUCCAGUCGACUGAAGGUUCGCUCUAAUGAAGGAAAAUGAAGUUCCACUAAGAGUUAGGACUAGCUACCCAUGAAAAAUGGGUAAAUUGUUAAUGGCCACAUGGCCUCUAGGAAGAUUCUCUUUACUCAGAAGAAGGCCUUCUUUGCUAAGCGGUAUUGCAUGGUCCAGUUGGUUGUUACGAAAAGGUGCAAGCAUUAGCGACAUUUAGCAUUAGAUAAUGAAAUUUAAAAGGUUUUUAUAGCUAGAGAGAUAAGAAACAACCCUCGAUCAACGUCAUCGAUCCAGGCCCGAGUUGGCGUUGAAAUCAACGUGAAGAUCGGACUGUCAAAUCUCUGCAAAAACACCGGGCUUCGAUGUGUUUUCGAAAUUUGAAAGCUUCGAAUUGCGUCAAAUCAGGACCCACAGAGGACCGGAAUUCACAUAGCGAAGAAACUAUGAAUGGACAAUUUGAAUUCUUUAGCUUAAUACUUUAUUAUUUUGUAUACUUGUACAGGUAAUGAUAUAAUUAUUAAAUAAGAGCUGUUGAAA